Molecule: messenger RNA, 1933 nt
Organism: Silurus meridionalis
Lineage: Eukaryota; Metazoa; Chordata; Actinopteri; Siluriformes; Siluridae
Product: E3 ubiquitin-protein ligase TRIM35-like
Exons: 6
Coding region: 252-1664 (470 amino acids)
Molecular function (GO): zinc ion binding; protein binding
Source: RefSeq, a predicted model, not a curated record
UCUGAGACGACUGCAGUUCUUCAUUUACAGCCUGCAGUGUUCUGCUCUGGUGGGUUUUACUUUAUUCUCUAUUUAUGAAGGAAUCUGAGUUUUUUUUCAGCAGUGGUAAAGAAAGUGUUUACACACUGGACCUACAAAUUCAUGUGAUUAACCUGACAGAAAGCUGGAAUCAGUGAGUGAUUAUUUCUUAAACAAAGUGAAAGUGAAACACUGAGCGUUCACACUGGAUAGAAGAACAACAGCAAAAUAAAAUGGCUUCAGCGUUUUCAGAGGAGGAUUUUUCCUGUCCUGUGUGCUGUGAAAUCUUUAAGGAGCCUGUUCUUCUGCGCUGCAGUCACAGUGUGUGUAAAGUGUGUUUGCAGCUGUUCUGGGAGAAAAAAGGAUCCAGAGAAUGUCCUGUUUGUAGGAGGAAGUCGUCAAUAGAUACUCCUCCUCGAAAUCUGGCUUUAAAGAACCUGUGUGAGACUUUCUUACAGGACAGAAGUCAGAGAUCUUCAUCAGAAUCUGAAACAGUCUGCAGUUUACACAGUGAGAAACUCAAACUCUUCUGUCUGGAUGAUCAGCAGCCGGUGUGUUUAGUGUGUCGAGAUUCAAGAAAACACACCAACCACAAAUUCUGCCCCAUUGAUGAGGCAGUAACAGACUGUAAGGAGAAACUCAAAACUGCACUGAAGCCCCUACAGGAAAAACUAAAGAUCUUUGAAGACUGUAAACUGAUCUGGAGUCAGACUGCAGAACAUAUAAAGAUUCAGGCACAAAACACAGAGCAUCAGAUUAAAAAGAAGUUUGAGAAGCUUCACCAGUUUCUACGAGAUGAAGAGGCAGCCAGGAUCAGUGCACUGAGAGAGGAAGAGGAGCAGAAGAGUCAGAUGAUGAAGAAGAAGAUUGAGAAGCUGAACAGAGACAUGUCAUCUCUUUUAGACACAAUCAGAGCCACAGAAGAGGAGAUGAGAGCUGAAGACGUCUCGUUCUUACAAAACUACAAGACCUCAUUGGAAAGAACUCUGUGCACACUGCAGCAUCCAGAGGAGCUUUCAGGAGCACUGAUCCAUGUGACUAAACAUCUGGCCAACCUGAAGUUCAGAUUCUGGGAGAAGAUGCAGGACACUGUCCAGUACAUACCUGUAACUCUGGAUCCCAACACUGUUCAUCCUGAACUCAGUGUAUCUGAUGAUCUGACCAGUGUGAGACGCAUUAAUGAGAAACAGAAACUUCCUGAUGUUCCAGAGAGAUUUGAUGAAUAUUGCUGUAUUCUGGGUUCUGAGGGCUUUAACUCAGGAACUCACUGCUGGGAUGUUGAAGUUGGCGACUGUACUUUAUGGUUAUUGGGUGUGAUGACAGAAUCUGCUGAGAGGAAGAGGAAUGUGUUCUCCAGAAGUGGAAUCUGGUUUGUUGUUUAUUAUAAUGGUAAAUAUAAAGCAGGUUCUACACCACAGAGAGUCACUCUGCUCUCAGUAACACAGAAACUCCAGAGGAUCAGAGUGAAGUUGGACUGGGAAAGAGGAAAUCUGUCAUUCUCUGAUCCUGUCACUAACACACACAUACACACUUUCACACACACAUUUACUGAUAAAUUACUGCCAUUACUAAAUGUUUAUGGUAAAGAAUCUCCUCUAAAGAUCCUCCCAGUUCAGUUCUCUGUAAAAGUAAAUCAGAUCAUUUAGAGCUGAGUUUUAUUCCAUAUUAUUAAUGAAAUAUUGCAGAUUAAAAUAUUCAUAUUCUUUCUAAAAGGUUGUUUAAUAAAGGAACUAAACAGUCCACUGUAAAAAGAAAAAUGUGAUGUGUAUCAGGAUUAUGGAUUUUGACUGCGUUACCCAGCAGCCACUGCACUGCCAUGUCUGGAUCACAUGUCACUAAUCACUCACUCCUGUUUCUCUUCACCUCAUUUAUUUUAUUUCAUUUUAUUGAUGUACUUUAAAUUAUAUUAAAUAAA